AUGGGUUCUAUCGGCCUGCUUACUUCCAUCAAAGGCCCGACCCUCGUUUCCCUUGUGGAAGACAUCCGCUCGGCCGCAAUCAUAGACACUAGCUCCUCGCAGUCACCACAAAGCCACCACCACCUCCUAACCCUUAUCGACAGAUUACGUCUCGCCGCAGAGACGCCCGCCGAGACGGCCCGUCGACUGAUGUACCAGCCCCCUCAGAACGCAACAAUCCGGGCCCUAAUAGACCUGGGUGUCUUUGAACUGCUUGUAAAGAAUGCAAGGGAUGGCCGCAAUCACGGACUCUCAGCAUCAGAGCUGUCUGUGCGGACAAAUGCGGAGAGUGAUCUUAUCGCCCGCUUGAUGCGCGUCGCUACCAGCCUGGGGCUCUGCGACUCCAACCUCAACCCCGAAUGCGCCGAGCCAGAAACAAUAUAUAGCGCGAACAGCAAAACGGAGAUCAUGACGAAGCCGCUUGGGCGGGACGGCCUUCGUUGCUUAUACGACUUGACAAUGCCCACCCUCUCCGUGCUCCCCUCAUACUUGGCACAGAACGCCUAUAUGAUGCCAACAGAUUACGACGCCUCACCGAUGCGCUGGGCAACAGGGCAGAGCCAGUUCGAGUGGCUGGAAGAGAGACCGGGCCAGCAGGCACGGUUUAAUGCGCUGAUGGCUAGUAGACGGGAGGGGCAAGCGCGGUGGUUCGAUAUUUAUCCUGUCGAGAGGCUUCUGCGUUCUAUUCCUUCAUUUGAAGACGGAGCUGCCAAAAAAGACGAGAACGUGUUCAUGAUUGAUAUCGGCGGAAACGAAGGCCAUGAUCUGCUGUGGUUCCUUGAGCGGUACCCGUACUUCCGGGGAAGGUUGAUAUUGCAGGAUUUACCCACUGUGGUAGCAAGGAACGAGAUUCAGCUCGAGAGGAAGGGAAUUGAAGUGAUGGGAUAUAGCUUUUUCGAUCAGCAGCCUGUUAAAGGUACAUCCACCCUCUUCCAGUACACCAUUCUUUCACUAGUCUCCAAGGCUGACUGCACGCAGGGGCACUCAUCUACUACUUCCGCUCCAUCUUCCACGACUGGCCGGACAGCGUGUGUGCAGAUCCUGCAGAAUACAAUUUGCGCCAUGGGUCCGGAUUCACGGAUUCUCAUCGUCGACUUUGUCCUGCCCGACAUGGACACCCCCCUUUUUCAAGCAUCCCUGGAUAUCCAGAUGAUGUGCCUCGGGUCGGGCGUAGAGCGGUCGAGAAGCGAGUGGGCCAACUUACUUCGGAAGGUUGGGUUGGAAAUAAGGGGUGUUUGGAGUGUGAGUCCGACGCAGGAGAGUGUUCUUGAAGUUGGACGGGUGAGGGAUGUUAAUGGCAAUGGGAGUUGA
This is a messenger RNA of Aspergillus nidulans FGSC A4, 1350 nucleotides long. RefSeq lists its product as uncharacterized. The record is from RefSeq and is a predicted model, not a curated record. The coding region runs from base 1 to 1350 and encodes 449 amino acids. The transcript has 4 exons. Gene Ontology annotation, molecular function: methyltransferase activity; O-methyltransferase activity; protein dimerization activity. NCBI's taxonomy places the organism in Eukaryota, Fungi, Ascomycota, Eurotiomycetes, Eurotiales, Aspergillaceae.